CACAUUUACCGCCAAAAUUCAGACACACAAAUAAAACUGCACCCUAAUCGCGCCCCACACUUUCUCCAUACAAACACCACACCACUCUUCAAUUUCCAUCUUCUAAUUCCAACAGCAUACGCAGUACUCAGAUAACAGAGACGCACAGAGAGAUGGGUCAAUGGGUGAGUCCAGAUGCUAUAGCCACCUUGCUUUCAAACCCCAAACCAGAUUCUCUCACUGAUAUCCCUGAGAUCAUCGUCCAGAUCACCAAGCUUGAGCCUAAAGGGAAGUCUUAUGGGUUCGAUGCUAAUGAUGGGAAGAUGAAGAUAAAAGCAAUUUUCAAUUCCCGUCUGUCUUCAGAGAUCAUCUCUGGAAACAUUCAAAACUUGGGUCUCAUUCGUAUUCUUGAUUAUACAGUCAACGAAAUUCCCAGCAAAUCAGAGAAUUAUUUGAUCAUAACAAAAUGUGAAGUGGUUUCUCCUGCACUUGAUUUGGAGAUCAAAGAUGAGGUAAAAAAGGAAGAAGCGGGCAUAAUCUUAAAGCCAAAGCACGAACACGAGAUCAAGAGUGAAGUUAAAAAGGAAACAGGCGGCAUUCUUUUGAAGCCAAAGCAAGAAAUGGUUGCAAAAUCAGCCGCUCAAAUAGUACAUGAACAGCAUAGAAACAUGGCUCCUACAGCUCGCAUGGCCAUGACAAGAAGAGUUCACCCCCUUGUUUCCUUGAAUCCUUACCAAGGGAAUUGGACCAUCAAGGUCCGAGUCACAAGCAAAGGAAACAUGCGUACUUACAAGAAUGCAAGAGGAGAAGGGUGCGUCUUCAAUGUGGAGUUGACAGAUGAAGAUGGUACACAGAUACAAGCGACAAUGUUCAAUGAGGCUGCAAGGAAAUUUUAUGACAAGUUUCAGUUGGGCAAGGUUUAUUACAUAUCAAAGGGAACUCUUAGAGUUGCUAAUAAGCAGUUUAGGACAGUGCAAAAUGAUUAUGAAAUGACUUUAAAUGAGAAUUCUGAAGUAGAAGAAGCCAGUAAUGAAGCAGCUUUUAUCCCUGAAACAAAGUUCAAUUUUGUUCCAAUUGAUCAAUUGGGUCCAUAUGUUAAUUCAGCUGAGCUUGUUGAUGUUGUUGGAGUCGUUCAAAGUGUUUCUCCAACAAUGAGCAUCCGAAGAAAGAGUAACAAUGAGAUUGUCCCAAAGCGUGACAUCACUAUUGCAGAUGAGACGAAGAAGACAGUCGUUGUCUCACUAUGGAAUGACCUUGCAACUGAUGUGGGGCAGGAAUUACUUGAGAUUGCUGAUAAGUCGCCUGUAGUUGCAAUUAAAUCUCUUAAAGUUGGAGAUUUUCAAGGUGUGUCUCUGUCUACAUUGGGUAGAAGUAUUGUACAGAUUAAUCCAGAUAUUGCUGAGUCGAAGAAACUGAGAUGCUGGUAUGAUUCUGAAGGUAAAGAGACUUCGAUGGCAUCAGUAGGCUUGGGUUUAAGCCCUUCAACCAAGAGUGGAGCAAGGUCUAUGUACUCUGACCGAGUCUCCAUCUCCCAUAUAACAAGCAAUCCGUCACUGGGUGGAGAUAAGCCUGCAUUUUUCAGCAUUAGAGCAUAUAUAAGUUUCAUCAAGCCUGACCAGAGCAUGUGGUACCGGGCUUGUAAGACUUGCAAUAAGAAGGUCACUGGAGGUGUUGAAGGUGGAUAUUGGUGUGAAGGAUGCCAGAAGAACGAUCCAGAGUGUAGUUUAAGGUAUAUUAUGGUGGUUAAAGUUUCAGACGCGAGUGGUGAAGGUUGGGUUUCUGCAUUCAACUUAGAAUCAGAGAAGAUCAUUGGUUGUUCUGCUGAUGAACUUGAUAAACUGAAAUCCGAGGAAGGAGGAAGUGAAUACCAAAUGAAGUUAAAAAAAGCCACUUGGAAUCCUCAUCUCUUCAGAGUCAGUGUUGCUCAGCAUGAGUACAAUAAUGAAAAAAGGCAAAGAGUAACAGUUAGGGCUGUUGCUCCAGUUGAUUUUGCUGCUGAAUCUCGAUAUUUGCUAGAGGAGAUCUCAAAGAUGAAAGGUUCUCAAUAGGAUAACCUUGGUCUCAUUUGUUCUUAAUGUGGUUUUGGCCGAUAUGCCUCCAAUCUUUUGGAGCUUAAGAUACCCAGUUUCUAUAUAGAUUUUUUUUUUUUGGGGGGGGGGGGGGCGUUGGGGUCGGUUCUCUAAACAAUUGCUUGUAAUAUAUGGUUUUAGGCAAUAGUAUCAACUGUUUGUUAUGUUUCAUUUAUUAGCUUUAAAUAUAAUGGUCCUAGUUUUUCAGUUGGAUGCUU
Messenger RNA from Manihot esculenta (cassava), 2266 nucleotides. Its product is annotated as replication protein A 70 kDa DNA-binding subunit B. Bases 153 to 2027 code for a protein of 624 amino acids. Gene Ontology annotation, cellular component: DNA replication factor A complex; nucleus. Lineage: Eukaryota; Viridiplantae; Streptophyta; Magnoliopsida; Malpighiales; Euphorbiaceae. The transcript has 12 exons. Gene Ontology annotation, molecular function: single-stranded telomeric DNA binding; damaged DNA binding. Gene Ontology annotation, biological process: meiotic cell cycle; DNA replication; telomere maintenance via telomerase. The record is from RefSeq and is a predicted model, not a curated record.